This is a messenger RNA of Brachypodium distachyon (stiff brome), 1577 nucleotides long. RefSeq names its product tRNA:m(4)X modification enzyme TRM13. NCBI's taxonomy places the organism in Eukaryota, Viridiplantae, Streptophyta, Magnoliopsida, Poales, Poaceae. Gene Ontology annotation, biological process: tRNA methylation. The record is from RefSeq and is a predicted model, not a curated record. The transcript is spliced from 9 exons. The coding region runs from base 63 to 1436 and encodes 457 amino acids.
UACGCUGAUACAAGCAUUUCUCUUCCAGUCUUCCCUCUCUCUCCGGUCCGCCGCCGUCAGAGAUGGGCCGUCCUCCGGCGAACGGCGGCACCGCGCCUCCGCCGCCGCCUCCUCCUCCGGGCCGUUGCCACUUCUGGCUCCCCAGCAAGCGCCGCCACUGCGCCAACUCUCCCCUCCCGUCCUCUCAGUACUGCGGGAACCACGCGCCGGCGUCCUCCUCCGAUUCGCGCCGCCGCGUCCCCUGCCCCGUCGACCCCUCCCACACGGUGUUCGAGGAGAACCUGGAGGCGCACGUCGGCAAGUGCCCCUUCAGGAAGCAGGCCGACGCGCUCGCCGCGCAGCCGUACUACUCCAAGGGCAUCAACUCCGGCGGGGGUGGUGGCGCCGACGUCACCUCCGCCACCAAGCGCGCCUUGGUGCACGGGCUCUCCGAGGAGGAGUUCUGGGGAUUGGUUGCGAAGAUCCGUUCGGCUCAUUCGAAGGCGGCCGUGGAAAUGCGCGAGGCGUAUGCCGCCACGGAUGCCUGCGAUAGGUGGAUGAGGGGGCAGGUUGAUAGGAAGGUGCCGUACCAGGAGAAGCACGUCGCGCAGCAGGUGUCCAUCGUUGGGAACAUGGAGACAUUUGGUUUGCUGACAAGGGGAGGCACGGGGGAUGUCGCAGAGGAGGUUGCGGCGGAGGAUGAUGCUCCAGCGGUUGUUGAAUUUGGCGCUGGGAGGGGGUAUUUGACUCAGUUACUGGCAGACUGUUAUGGGAUUAGGAACAUCUUCUUGGUUGAGAGACGAUCUUACAAGCUCAAGGCUGAUCGAAGUUUACGACAAAAUGAUGGUGUUACUUUGAAGCGUUUGAGAAUUGAUAUUGAGGAUUUCAACCUGCAUGGAGUAGAGGCGUUGAGUGGAGUUCAGUAUCUAGCAAUUGGAAAGCAUCUAUGCGGACCUGCAACAGAUAUGACCAUAAUGUGUUGUCUUCAUGAACAAUACAAUUAUACAGAAGAGAAAGUCCACGACAAACACCGUUUCCGGGGCCUUGCUUUAGCCACCUGUUGCCACCAUCUGUGCCAAUGGAAGCAUUAUGCAAAUAAAGCUUUCGUCUCAGGACUAGGGAUUACGGAGGAAGAGUUCCAUGCCAUGACGUGGUUUAGCAGUUGGGCUGUGGAUGGUGAUCACAGCUCCCGGGAUUCCUCUUUGGAGGCCGAAGACUCACCUUCUGAAGUCAGAGAAACAGAGAAGCCCGGUCCGGAGAUCACCAGGACCGAGCGACUCAUCCGCGGCAUACCGGGUGAGGAGAGGAGCGCUUUGGGGUUCAUGUGUAAAGACAUCAUUGACACCGGGAGGCUGCUAUGGCUUCGACACAAGGGCCUAGAAGCAGACCUGGUGAGCUACGUUCCAUCAAAUGUUUCACCAGAGAACCGUUUACUCGUCGCAAAGUGCAAGCAUUGAUUGGGGUAAUCAUCAUCAUCAAAUUGUAAUCUCAACCGUGAGAAAAUUUGGCAGAAAUCCCUUGUAAAACAGCGCUUAUCUUCACAGAUAAAAGCUUAUGAACUCCAAAGGAAAUUUGGUAUGGUACGAAGAUAACUGCUA